AUGACGGGUCGUCCUAUAAUACAGAAUGUCACAUGGCCGACAGUCCCUGCGGUUCGUAGUAAGGAUAUUGCUUGGGUAACGCAGACCCACCACGUUCGCCCAACUCCCCGACCAAUUGAGCAUAUUAGACAAACACAAUCUAGAACUGAGCACGAAAUUCCAACUGUUCCAACUACUUGGACUAUAGAAGAAUUUUAUAUUCCAGAAAUCGAAAAACCAUGUGAUGGGUAUCCAAUUCAAAACACAUUUUCUCUCAACUGUAAAUCUAAAACUAACUUGUGGGUAUUUGUUCCAGUAAAAGUUGUUCAUGUCCGACAUGGUGACGUAAAAUAUACUAACUAUAAAGUUGAUGAAGACGGUAGGUAUUCCGAUGAAGAUAUAUAUUCAACUGGAGAAUGGAUUGAAUUCUUUAAUGGAAAGCCGUUAAAGAAACGCCCAGAAAUCGGCAAAUGUAGAAAUGACAAAUCAGGUUUGGUAAAAGUGCGAGUGACCUCAAUUGGACUUAGUUAUGAUGGUACAUACCGAGACCACGUGUUCGUUGAUAAUAGACAACCGGUAACAGAAGCAAUUACCUUUAUAGCCGUAAAAGACCCGGAUAUGAACCCAACCAAAGUACUUUUUACGGCUGUAGAUCAGUGUGGGAUAUCCUGUCGGGCUUAUUGUCGCCGAACUAGAAGAUCAGGCUAUGAAGAAUGUAGUGGAGCUGUCGAGUUGACCUCAGGAUAUCCUAAAGGAUAUGCUAAAACAUACAGAGAUUCGGCAAGAAAUGUAUGGCAAAGUUCUGGUUCAAAUAUAGUACAUGCAGAUGAAAACGAAAUCGCUGUCAUCUUUUAUUGUGAUUACCAAAAUUAUCGCCCAAAAAAACUAUUCUAA
Molecule: messenger RNA, 873 nt
Organism: Mytilus californianus (California mussel)
Lineage: Eukaryota; Metazoa; Mollusca; Bivalvia; Mytilida; Mytilidae
Exons: 1
Coding region: 1-873 (290 amino acids)
Source: RefSeq, a predicted model, not a curated record